AUGGCGUCUGGUAGCCAUAUGCACAACUUGACAACCCUCAUCAAGCGGCUGGAAGCCGCGACCUCCCGUUUGGAGGACAUGGCCAUGUCGCUUGAUGACCCUCACACCCCUCCAAAGCACAUUGGAGCUGCAGCUACCCCUGAACCAGUUGCAUCCAUACCUCCCAAACAAGCCCCCGCACCCCCGGCGCCUCCUGCAGCCCCUUCGCUCCCUCCACAAAUCGAAGACUUCGACGCAUUGAUCAAUGGUGAUGUUCGCAGCCUCGUGGAGCUGGGCGACAAGAUUGGCGGUCUUGUCGCGGAGCAGUCCAAGGCUGUUCUUCAGGCCUUCGAAGCCGAGCGCACCUACCUAUACGUCUCCACCAAGGCCCGGAAGCCCACGCCUCAGCCGCCAGAGCUCAUGACCGAGCUUCACACUGCGUCCGACACCAUCAACAACAUCCGCGAGUCAAAUAGGGCCUCGCCUCUCUUCAACCAUCUCAGCGCUGUCGCGGAGGGCAUUGUUGCUUUGGGCUGGUUCUUCGAGCCGAAGCCUUCUGAGUUUGUCAGUGAGAUGAUCGGAGGCAUUGAAUACUACGGCAACAAGGUGCUGAAGGAGUACAAAGAGAAGGACCGCACCCACGUCCAGUAUAUCCAGGCCUACUAUCAGAUCUACAAGUCGCUUGCCGCAUACUUGAAGAAACACUAUCCUAAGGGGCUCACCUGGAAUGAGGAGUCUGGUAUUGAUGCGCAGGAAGCUCUCAGACAAAUCAAGGGUGGUGCUGGCUCUGGCCGGGGGGUACCGCCUCCCCCGCCUCCUCCCCCGGUGCCGACCUUGAACGUCCCUGGAGGAGUCCCUCCUCCUCCUCCGCCUCCGCCGCCUGGUGCGCCCCCGGCACCAGCUGCCGCACCAGCCGACAUGUCCGCGGUGUUCGCUCAAUUGAACCAAGGCGACGCCAUCACAUCCAGCCUGCGCAAGGUUGACAAGUCAGAGAUGACGCACAAGAACCCCAAUCUGCGUACAGGUUCGACCGUUUCCGAGCGACCAAUCUCGCAGGGCAGCAUCUCCCGUUCCAAGUCUCCUGCCCCGAGUAAGAAGCCCAAGCCGGAUAGCAUGCGUGGUCGUAAGCCCCCUCGCCAGGAACUCGAAGGCAACAAGUGGCUCCUCGAGAAUUUCGAUAAUCCUGAUGGCAUCAUUGAGAUCGGCGCUCAGCAGAACCAGUCCAUCCUCAUCAGCCGGUGCAACAAGACCGUCGUCAAGGUGUCCAACAAAGCGAAUGCAAUCUCCAUCGACAACUGCACUGGUCUCUCCAUCAUCGUGGACUCCCUGGUCAGCAGCCUCGAUGUCAUCAAGUCCUCGAAAUUCGCCCUGCAGAUCGACGGUGUCGUCCCUACUCUCUUGCUUGACCAGGUCGACGGUGCCACCGUCUACCUCGGCAGCCAGAGCUUGGGCACAGAGGUCUUCUCGAGCAAAUCCACGGCUGUCAAUAUCAUGCUUCCUCCCAAGGAGGGAACCGAUGAGGAUACCAAGGAGUGUCCCAUCCCGGAGCAGAUCAAGACAUACAUCAAAGAUGGUGUUCUAGUGAGCGAGAUCGUCGAACAUGCAGGCUAA
Molecule: messenger RNA, 1590 nt
Organism: Aspergillus clavatus NRRL 1
Lineage: Eukaryota; Fungi; Ascomycota; Eurotiomycetes; Eurotiales; Aspergillaceae
Gene: capA
Product: adenylate cyclase-binding protein
Exons: 4
Coding region: 1-1590 (529 amino acids)
Biological process (GO): regulation of adenylate cyclase activity; cytoskeleton organization
Cellular component (GO): cytoplasm
Molecular function (GO): adenylate cyclase binding; actin binding
Source: RefSeq, a predicted model, not a curated record